Molecule: messenger RNA, 1787 nt
Organism: Papaver somniferum (opium poppy)
Lineage: Eukaryota; Viridiplantae; Streptophyta; Magnoliopsida; Ranunculales; Papaveraceae
Product: flavin-containing monooxygenase FMO GS-OX-like 3
Exons: 8
Coding region: 116-1495 (459 amino acids)
Molecular function (GO): NADP binding; N,N-dimethylaniline monooxygenase activity; flavin adenine dinucleotide binding
Source: RefSeq, a predicted model, not a curated record
CAUUGACAGAAAUAGGCAUCCUCUUCUUUGUUAACAGGUCAAAUUACCCAAUCGCCGUGGCCAUAUUCUCUUUCCCCAAUUCGUUAGGAGCCCAUAAACCAGCUCCUACGUGAGGAUGAUUUCAAGAAAAGUAGCUGUGAUCGGUGCAGGUGCUGCUGGCUUGGUUGCAUCUCGAGAAUUGCUCAGAGAGGGUCAUGAGGUGGUAGUAUUUGAACGGAGUGAUCGACUUGGAGGAACAUGGGUAUACGAUCCAAACGUCGAUUCUGAUCCGUUGGGGUUGGACCCAUCUCGAACCAUCAUCCACAGCAGUCUCUAUGAUUCUCUAAGGACUAAUCUCCCUAGAGAAACCAUGGGUUUUAGAGAUUACCCUUUUGUUGCAAAAGUGAACGAUGGUAGAGACCCAAGAAGGUUUCCUCAUCACAGUGAGGUCUUACAUUAUUUAGAAGACUUUGCAAAUCAUUUUGAACUCAUUGAGCUGAUCCGGUUUGAAACUGAGGUAAUUUAUGCUGGUUUAUUGGAGGAAGAACGGGAGUUGAAGAAUAGUUGGGUCGUCAAGUCAAGGAAGAAAGGUGAAGUUGGUAAUUCGUCUGUUGCCCAUGAAGUGUUUGAUGCUGUGGUUGUGUGUAGUGGGCACUAUACACAUCCAAAUAUUGCAGAAAUUCCAGGUAUAGAAGCAUGGCCGGGGAAGCAACUUCACAGCCACAAUUACUGUGUUCCUGAGCCCUUCAGUGGUCAAGUUGUGCUUAUAAUAGGAAACUCUGUUAGUGCUGAGGACAUAUCUAAGGAGAUUUCUAUAGUUGCAAAAGAAGUUCACGUUGCGUCAAGAUCUACCAUGGACGCGCUACUUACCAAAAGAUUUGUUUAUGACAACAUGUGGCUUCAUUCAAUGGUUAAGAGUGCACAUGAAGAUGGAACUAUAGUUUUCUCAGACGGAAGCUUGAUUCCUGUUGAUGUUAUUGUACACUGUACGGGGUACAAGUACUAUUUCCCUUUUCUAGAGAUCAAUAAUAUUGUGACCGUCGAUGACAGUUCUGUAGGGCCUCUAUACAAGCACAUUUUUCCGCCGAUGUUGGCUCCUAUGCUUUCUUUUAUUGGGAUACCUUUUUGGGCUCUACCUUUCCCCAUAUUUGAAUUGCAAAGCAAGUGGGUGGCUGGUGUUUUAUCUGGCCGGUGUUCACUCCCAUCUGAACAACAGAUGAUCAAGGAUGUCAAGGCCUUCUAUUUGGAACUUGAAGCAGCAGCAUUCCCAAAAUGUUACACUCAUCGGUUAGCAGAAAAGCAGUAUGAUUAUAGUGAUUGGCUUGCUGCUGAGAGUGGGUGUCAGCCAUGGGAGGAGUGGAGAAAGCAGAUGCUUAAGGAACAUGUGAGCAACUACUUAACACGACCAGAAACUUAUCGUGAUGAAUGGGAAGAUGAAUAUUCGAUCUUGCAAGCUCAAGAAGAUUUUUGCCAGUAUUCACCAAGGAAGUUCUGUGGGCAUGGCAAAGAGGCGUAGUUUCCAAGUGAAUAUUGGUACAUAUGUCAACUGAACCAAAGAGCGUACAACAACGUUGAUACUACUAAGAAAUGAUUUUCAGAUGUUUCUAUUUUUGAAGAGCGAGGUUCUUCAUUCAACCACUCAGUAAAAAGAGGAUUCUCAAUGUGAUAAUUUGAUUUAGUUGUAAACUGUGACGGUGCUUCUUGAAAACCAUCAAGAAAUGGCAUAAUUUUUAACUUUCUGAUGAUUGGCGUUUACAAAUGCUUUCCAGGUGAUUUUAUUAUCAUCUCUGAGCUCAAGUUGAAUUGAA